Messenger RNA from Paramormyrops kingsleyae, 3338 nucleotides. Lineage: Eukaryota; Metazoa; Chordata; Actinopteri; Osteoglossiformes; Mormyridae. The record is from RefSeq and is a predicted model, not a curated record.
UUUAUUAUUUUUAGAUAUUUUGCUGCCGGAUAACAGCCCUUGUCCAGACUACAAGCCGUUGUCGUACUCUUCCUGAAACGUGGCAAUAAAGACCCGACUCUCCCCUUUAAAACGUGCCGAACCCGGUCCGAGAUCGGAAGCGCCGGCGGAACCGGUCCGGUCCGGUCCGUUAUAUUCUGCUUUAUAUGCGGUGUUCUUCCUUAUUUUUUUUUGGGAAGGACUCUGUUUCCCCUCGUUGGCUUUAACGGAGAUUAAGGAUUUCUCUUGGGGCGCUGACGGACUGAAAACACAGUUCCUUCCUAAUGUUCAGCAGGAUGGCGACGCGCUGCAGACGGGACGGGGACAGCGGGAAUCCGGGCCACGGGGCGGUGGCGCUGCUCCUGCUCGUUAUUUGCGCCGUUUCCCGCUGCACAGAUGCCCAGGAGCAGAGGGCCCCCGUGCCAGGAAAGCUUCUUGUCGUCACGGUGGCUACGGAGGAGACGGAUGGCUUCAAGAGGUUCUUGCGGACCGCCAGGGAGUUCAACUACACCGUCAAGGUGCUCGGUUUUGGGGAGGACUGGAGGGGGAAGCCAGGAGGGGGCCACAGGGUCCGCUGGCUGAAGAAGGAGCUGCAGAAGUACAAGGAGCAUCCGGAGCUGGUCAUCCUUUUCGUGGACAGCUAUGAUGUCAUCUUCGCCAGCGGCCCCCGCGAGCUCCUCUGGAGGUUCUCCAGAAUGGGCCACCGCGUGGUCUUCUCAGCUGAUACUUUCUGCUGGCCUGACCAAAAGCUGGCGACCCAGUACCCGAAUGUCAAGACGGGCCUGCGCUUCCUCAACUCUGGGGGAUUCAUAGGCCACGCCCAGGAGCUCAUCGCCAUUGUCCAGCAGUGGAAGAGAGAGGACAAUGAAGAUGACCAGCUGUUCUACAGUAAGAUCUACCUGGAUGAGGUGCAGAGGAAAAGCCUGAACAUCACUCUGGACCGUGGCUCCUACAUCUUUCAGAACCUGAACGGCGCCCUCGAGGAAGUGGUGAUGAAGUUUGAAAAGGAGCGGGUCCGCAUCAGGAAUGUGGCCUAUGACACACUUCCUGUCAUCAUCCAUGGCAACGGCCCCACCAAGCUACAGCUUAAUUACCUGGGCAAUUACGUCCCGACGGCCUGGACCCACGAGCACGGCUGCGGAAUCUGCGAUGACGACCUUCUAUACCUUGGCGACGUGCCGGACGAGGAGCUGCCCGUCGUGCAGGUGGGCGUGUUCAUCGAGCAGCCCACCCCCUUUCUGGAUGAAUUCCUGGAUAGGCUGGCCACCCAGAGCUACCCUGCCCACCGGCUCCGGCUCUUCAUCCACAACAACGUGGUCCAUCACGAGCCUCACAUGCAGCGAUUCUGGCAGCAGCACCGUCACCUGUUCCCUGAGGCCCGGAUCGUGGGGCCCGAGGAAAAUCUACAGCCUGGCCAGGCCAGAACCAUGGCCAUGGCCUCGUGCCGCCAGGAUCCCAUGUGCGCCUAUUACUUCAGCAUCGACGCCGACGUGGCGCUGGUGAACCCGGAUGCCCUGCGGAUCCUUAUCGAAGAGAAUAAACCGAUCAUUGCCCCCAUGCUGUCCCGGCACGGGAAGCUGUGGUCCAACUUCUGGGGGGCCCUGAGCAGGGAGGGCUACUACUCGCGCUCGGAGGACUACAUCGACAUCGUCCAGGGCAAGCGCCUCGGCGUGUGGAACGUCCCCUACAUCAGUCAGGUGUUCCUGAUCCGAGGAGACACCCUGAGAACCCAACUGAAGCAGAUCAGCCUGUCCUCACAGAAGGAUCAGGACACCGAUAUGGCCUUCUGCAGGGCGGUGAGGGAGCAGGUCAGUCUCUCUCUGUCCUCACAGAAGGAUCAGGACACCGAUAUGGCCUUCUGCAGGGCGGUGAGGGGGCAGGUCAGUCUCUCUCUGUCCUCACAGAAGGAUCAGGACACCGAUAUGGCCUUCUGCAGGGCGGUGAGGGAGCAGGGUGUGUUCAUGUUUGUUUCAAACCGUGACAACUUUGGCCGCCUCAUCUCCAGCUCCAGCUACAACAGCAGCCUCCUCCACCCUGACAUGUGGCAGAUGUUCGACAACCCCAUGGACUGGGAGGAAAAAUAUAUCCAUGAAAACUACUCUAAAAUCUUAGAGGAUGGAAGCAAUAUUGUGGAAGAGUCCCAGCCAUGCCCAGAUGUGUACUGGUUUCCAGUCUUCUCCGACAAGAUGUGCGACGACCUGGUGGCGAACAUGGAGAGCUUCAGCCAGUGGUUGCGAGAAGGCCACAAGGGUGAGAGGCUGGUGGGGGGGGAUGAGAACGUGCCCACGGUGGGCAUCCACAUGAACCAGAUGGGCUUCGAGAAGCAGUGGCUCCACUUCCUUCAGAAGUACAUCGCUCCGGUUGUGGAGAAGAUCUACCCUGGCUACUACACCAGGGCACGGGCCGUGAUGAACUUUGUGGUGCGGUACCGGCCAGAUGAGCAGCUGUCCCUGCAGCCACACCAAGACUCCUCCACAUUCAUCAUCAAUAUCGCACUCAACAGCAAGGGCGUGGACUAUCAGGGGGGCGGCUGCCACUUCCAGCGGUAUGACUGCAGGGUGGAGGCCCCCAGGAAGGGCUGGUCCUUGAUACAUCCAGGCCGCCUGACGCACUACCCCGAAGGGCUGCCCACCACUCAGGGCACGCGGUACAUCAUGAUGUCGUUCAUCGACCCCUAGGCACUGAGUCUUGGGGGAUUGUGUGUUUGUGUGUGGGGGGGGGGGUCUCAGGUGAGGAGUUUGAGGGUCUGGCCUUCUGGACAAAGACUCUAUGGUACUGUUUACACUGUGGGCUUUAACAGUACGUAAACUCCAGGUCUAAAGUGGAUGUGUGAAUGGAAAAUAGCACCAGGUUUCAUGGCUGUGAAUAAUUUACAGACCAGAUCACUGUCUUACCAGUAAAAGCCAGAUGAUGAUUUCUGUCCAAACUGUGAUUUUAAUUGAAGCGGCACAGCUGUAACCAGCAGCCAGCACUUCCUGAAGACGACCAUUGUGCUGUGUUAGAGUGAAUGUGUGGAGAGCAGAGAGCAUGUUAACUGAAGGUGCUGUGCGAUAAGCAUAGAGGUGUAUAAAAAAACCGUAAAAUCAGCAGCAAACCCCAUUUUCAUGUUUAAAAUACCUGUACCUAAUAAGGUAGUUUUUAAUUUCCUAACACGUAAUCAAAACCAUUGCAACUGCUUUGGAAUUGUCUACAAGUUUCAUUUCUUUGUAUUUUUGAAAUUCACCUGCUUGUCCUGCUGUGCCCCAUGUGCUCGACUGUACAGCAGAUGUUCGUUUUGUUUUUAACACUUGGGUGGGUUAAAUAAAAGCUUCUUUACACUG